Telopea speciosissima is the source of this 2945-nucleotide messenger RNA. Its product is annotated as ABC transporter C family member 3-like. Gene Ontology annotation, molecular function: ATP hydrolysis activity; ATP binding; oxidoreductase activity, acting on the aldehyde or oxo group of donors, NAD or NADP as acceptor. Gene Ontology annotation, cellular component: vacuolar membrane; plant-type vacuole. NCBI's taxonomy places the organism in Eukaryota, Viridiplantae, Streptophyta, Magnoliopsida, Proteales, Proteaceae. Gene Ontology annotation, biological process: transmembrane transport; glucose metabolic process. The record is from RefSeq and is a predicted model, not a curated record. The transcript has 13 exons. The coding region runs from base 27 to 2870 and encodes 947 amino acids.
CAGGUGUAAACACGAUUGCUUCUUAUAUGGGUCCCUUCCUCAUCACGAACUUCGUUAAUUUUUUAUCGCAAAAAUGUGAUGAUUCUGGUCAUGGGUAUGGACUAUGUCUUGCAUUAAUUUUCUUCUUUGCAAAGACAGUAGAAUCUCUGUUACAAAGACAAUGGUACUUCGGUGCUAACCGGAUCGGUAUUCAAGUCCGAGCAGCUCUUGUGGUAUUAAUCUACAGGAAAUCUCUUUUAAUCAAGCGUGUUGGGCAAAGCAAUGGCAAAGUUGUAAACCUCAUCAAUGUGGAUGCUGAGAGGAUUGGGGACUUCUUCUGGUACAUUCAUGGGAUCUGGUUGCUCCCUGUCCAGGUCUUUCUAGCACUAGUCAUUCUCUAUAGGAACCUGGGCAUGGUUCCGGCCAUUGCAGGACUCCUCACCACAAUUUUGGUGAUGGUUAGCAACACCCCAUUAGCUAAUUUGCAAGAAAAGCUCCAUUCCAACAUCAUGGAAGCAAAGGACUCGAGAAUCAAAUUUACCUCAGAGAUUUUGAAAAGCAUGAAGGUAUUGAAGAUGCAUUUUUGGGAAACCUCCUAUUUGAGAAAGCUCAUGAAACUUAGAGAAAGUGAGAGAAGUUGGUUGAAGCGAUAUCUGUAUAUAUGCUCGGUUGUUGCCUUUCUCUUCUGGGCUUCACCAACCUUAGUCUCAGUCAGCACCUUUGGUGCUUGCAUGCUGGUGGAAGCUCCAUUAACAUCAGGUACUGUCCUCUCAGCUCUAGCCACUUUUCGAAUUCUGCAAGAACCCAUCUACAAUCUCCCAGAGCUAAUCUCAAUGAUUGCUCAAACAAAGGUCUCAAUUGAUCGGAUCCAAAAUUUCAUCAGAGAAGAAGAUCAAAAGACGCUGGAAUGCUGUUCUACUCCAAAAGAAAGUGAUGCUGCAAUCGAGAUUGAGACAGGGGAGUACACUUGGGAAACUGGUGACACAGUUUCGACAAAGCCAACAAUCAAAAUUUCCCAGAGGAUGAAAAUCAUGAAAGGUGAUAAGGUUGCUGUUUGUGGUUCUGUAGGUUCAGGGAAAUCAAGCCUAUUGUCUAGUAUACUAGGAGAGAUUCCAAGGAUUACAGGGGAGGGAAUCCAGGUGCACGGAUCAAUGGCUUAUGUCCCACAAAGUGCUUGGAUUCAGACAGGUACCAUUAGAGAGAAUGUGUUGUUUGGUAAGGAAAUGGAGAGAAGUUUCUAUGAGAAUGUUGUAGAAGGAUGUGCCUUAAAUAGAGAUAUUAAAAUGUGGAGUGAUGGAGAUCUGUGUAUGGUAGGAGAAAGGGGAGUGAAUCUGAGUGGAGGGCAGAAGCAAAGGAUUCAGCUGGCCAGGGCCCUCUACAGUGAUUCUGACAUUUAUUUACUAGAUGAUCCUUUCAGCGCUGUAGAUGCACAUACAGGAGCACAUCUGUUCAAGGAAUGUCUAAUGCGAAUCCUGUCUCGGAAGACUGUCAUUUAUAUUACCCAUCAAUUGGAAUUCUUGCAUGCUUCAGACCUUGUUCUUGUAAUGAAAGAUGGAAAGAUUGUUCAGUCAGGGAAAUAUGAAGACCUGAUUGCAGAUCCUGAUGGUGAGCUUGUGAAACAAAUGGCUGCCCAUAGCAGAUCAGUAAGCCAAGUUACCUCACCCCAAGCACAGAGCUUCUUAACUUGCAAAUCCCAUGAUAGGAAUCAAAUGGAAGUCAUAGAGGAAACAAGGGAUGAGUCCAACAGCAACAGAAAACUUUCAAAUGAAGUUUCUGAUGUAGAAACAGAAUCUGGGCGAGUGAAAUGGAAUGUUUACCUAACUUUUGUGACUUGUGCAUAUAAAGGAGCUCUUGUUCCUGUCAUAAUUUUUUGCCAAGUUUUAUUCCAGGGAUUACAAAUUGGAAGCAAUUACUGGAUAGCUUGGGCGACUGAAGCCAGGGUGAGUAACAAGAAAUUGAUAGGGGUGUACAUUUUGAUGUCUGGUGGCAGUUCUCUGUUCAUCUUGGUUUCUGGCAAGAUCAAGAUCGGAAUCAAUGGAUUUGGAAGGAUCGGUCGUUUGGUUGCCAGAGUCGCUCUUCAGAGGGACGAUAUUGAGCUCGUAGCUGUUAACGAUCCCUUCGUCACGACUGAUUACAUGACCUACAUGUUCAAAUAUGAUAGUGUCCACGGCCAAUGGAACCAUCACGACAUCAAGGUCAAGGACUCGAAGACCCUUCUCUUUGGUGAGAAGCCAGUGACGGUUUUCGGUGUCAGGAACCCUGAGGAGAUCCCCUGGGGUGAGAGUGGUGCUGAGUUUGUCGUUGAGUCAACCGGAGUGUUCACCGACAAGGACAAGGCUGCUGCCCACUUGAAGGGUGGUGCCAAAAAGGUCAUCAUUUCUGCUCCAAGCAAGGAUGCCCCCAUGUUUGUUGUGGGAGUCAAUGAGAAUGAAUACAAGUCUGAUAUCGAUAUUGUCUCCAAUGCUGGCUGCACCACAAACUGUCUUGCUCCCCUUGCCAAGGUUAUCAAUGACCGAUUUGGCAUUGUUGAGGGUCUCAUGACCGUUGUCCACUCUAUCACAGCCACUCAGAAGACUGUUGAUGGGCCAUCAAGUAAGGACUGGAGAAGAGGAAGAGCUGCUUCCUUCAACAUCAUCCCUAGCAGCACUGGAGCUGCCAAGGCUGUUGGAAAGGUUCUGCCACAAUUGAACGGGAAAUUGACUGGAAUGGCCUUCCGUGUUCCCAUUGUUGAUGUCUCGGUGGUGGAUCUCACAGUGAGGCUCGAGAAGGGUGCAAGCUAUGAGAAGAUCAAAGCUGCCAUCAAGGAGGAGUCGGAGGGUAAACUGAAGGGAAUCUUAGGAUACACCGAAGAUGAUGUUGUUUCCACUGACUUUAUUGGUGAUAGCAGGUGAAGCAUCUUUGAUGCCAAGGCUGGGAUUGCUCUGAACGACAACUUCGUGAAGCUGGUCUCUUGGUACGACAAUGAG